Molecule: messenger RNA, 1859 nt
Organism: Ylistrum balloti
Lineage: Eukaryota; Metazoa; Mollusca; Bivalvia; Pectinida; Pectinidae
Product: E3 ubiquitin-protein ligase TM129-like
Exons: 4
Coding region: 68-1168 (366 amino acids)
Biological process (GO): protein ubiquitination
Cellular component (GO): endoplasmic reticulum; membrane
Molecular function (GO): ubiquitin protein ligase activity
Source: RefSeq, a predicted model, not a curated record
UAAAUUUCCUAAGGGAUAGAAAAACAGCCGAUUAAUCGUGAUUGAAACGAUCGUCACAAGGAAAAAUAUGGCACAGGCGACACUUGACGUCCUCUUCACAAUUUUUUACGCAUUUUUCUCAUUCUGUUUGAUGUCUCCGCCAACAGAAUUUGUGUCUGCAGGGAUCACCAUCCAGAAUAUGCUCUCAAAUUACCUCGGUAGCGAGGACAUGCAUUUUAUGUAUUAUCAUAUUAAACGUACCACGGUAACAGUCGUGAUCCACUCAUUUUUCCCUUUAGGCUACUAUAUCGGUUCUGGAUUGUUUUCCCCUGAAAAAGACUUAUUUAACAUUUGGAGGUUAUCAUAUUUUUGGAGGACAUAUUUAGCUGUCAGUGUUGCCAUUAUUCUGCUGGCAUUGCUCAUGGCUUUUUACUGGUCAAGGCAGAAAUGGAAUAAUCACCCGAUAUCAAAACAGCUAGGGUACCUACAGGGGAAUGGUGAAUCAUGGAGAACAGUAGCAGCAUCAAUAAAUAUUGAGUUUCGUCGUUUUGAUAAAUUUACCACAGGACCCCAUGGUCAGCGAGUUAUUGUUACAGAUUCUUGGGUGAUUAAAACAGGGGCUUAUUCCCUUAAUAUUGCUCAUCAAAAUGACAUCCACCUGACACUGUGUAAUUCUGAAGAACAUUCACUUUCAUAUGAAAACAUGUCAAGUGUGCAGUAUAUAAAUUUUUCAGUGUCAAGUGUGAAUCCAAAAAUAAAACGUUUUACCAUUAGGUUAAAUUCCAUGGAAUACCGUGACUUGAAGGACAAGUUACAGGCUCCGGUACGGAAUGCAAGAAAUGUUGUGAUACAACAGUCUUUGAGUGACAAGUUCUUGGAUGCAUUUAAAGAUCAGAUCAAAGAAAAUGUGGAUUUCCGUCCACCUCCUAGUUUGGAAAUAGAGACUUGUAUUGGAUGUAUGCAGAAGCAAGCAGAUGUAAAACUAGUGAAACUAUGUGACAAUGCCACUCAAGGAGACUGUGUCCAGUGUUUCUGUCGCCCUAUGUGGUGCCUUGAAUGCCUCGGCAAGUGGUUUGCAAGUCGACAGGAUCAGCAACAUCCAGAGACCUGGCUUAGCAGUAAAUCACCCUGUCCUACUUGCCGGGCCACUUUCUGUGUCCUUGAUGUCUGCAGCAUUGUGAAAACAUAAAAUGGACAUUACAUGUACAUUCCAUACUAUUUCUGGACAUCAUUUUGUACACUCUUCAAAUAAAAGAAAUCAACAUAACAAAGAUUUUAUAUAUUUAAGCAUUAAAAUGCUUUCUGUUGGCAUUCAUUGGUUUAUGAUUGGAAGCUGGACUAAAGGAAAUUCAUCUUUACUUAAAUUAAUUUACUGCUUAUAUAUUAGGCAACUUUUCUUUUUUUUUCUCAUUUCUUAUUCAAUUUAAAUUUUCUGCACUUUCCAUUCACAGGUAGGAGAUGGUAACCUAUAAUUUCAUUACAAUUGAUAUAUAGUGUUGGUGGUUUGUAAAUAUAUAACAAUAAAGUAUAAACUUAACAGAAAUAUGUGGGACCAAAGAACUUGCUAUUAUCUGAUGCUUUGAUUUUUAAGUGAACAUGAGUUUUAUACUUGAACUUAAAGAUUCAAAAUUGAAAAGUGUCGUGAAAGAAUUAUAUAUACUACCAUCAGAUGAUUUUAGGCUUUAUUUAGACAUUGAAGAAAUCCAAGGUGUUUUACCAUAUAUGAAUGUAUGUUAUGGAUGUAUGAUGUUUCCUCAAGAUUUUUAUUAUUUUCUGACAUUACAUUUCUAAAGCUGUUACUUAACGUUUGGUCUGAUUGUGGCUUCAUUUUUUAACGAAAAAUAAUCAGUAUAUACAUGUACAAUUUUUAUUGGAAUAUA